Messenger RNA from Cetraspora pellucida, 396 nucleotides. The record is from the annotation of a GenBank genome assembly. NCBI's taxonomy places the organism in Eukaryota, Fungi, Glomeromycota, Glomeromycetes, Diversisporales, Gigasporaceae.
AUGCAAACUAAUAUUCAAACAGAAUUACAAGAAAUUUCAGGAAAAUUUGCAUUUUCUUUAAAUAUUUGGACUUCAUCUGUAGUUAAAGCUUAUAUAGAAAUUAUAGUUCAUUUUAUCAACAAAGAUUGGCAGCUUCAACAAAAAAACUUUAGAUUUGUUAAAAUAGAAGGUUCUUAUACAGAUAAAAUCCUUGCUAAUGAACCAAUUAAAAUUAAUGAAAUUAUGAUUGACAAUACUAACAAUAAUAAUAUAUUGAUUUAUUAUCUUGAAUUAUGGGCAAUUGGCAAAGACAUUAGUUUUUCUACUAAUAAUUAUUUUCAUUGUUUUGUGUAUGUUAUCAAUCUUUCUGUUCAAGCUGCCUUAAAGCAGCUAAAAAAUAAAAUUGAUAAAGUUUAA